Venturia canescens is the source of this 4844-nucleotide messenger RNA. It is a transcript of the gene dsh, whose product is annotated as Segment polarity protein dishevelled. The transcript is spliced from 9 exons. The coding region runs from base 435 to 2450 and encodes 671 amino acids. The record is from RefSeq and is a predicted model, not a curated record. Lineage: Eukaryota; Metazoa; Arthropoda; Insecta; Hymenoptera; Ichneumonidae. Gene Ontology annotation, molecular function: frizzled binding. Gene Ontology annotation, biological process: intracellular signal transduction; Wnt signaling pathway.
GGUAAAAAGUGACGUCUGUUGGCUGGUACGGAUAGAAGAGCAGCAGUAUAUCUCGUUUCUUUGGCACAAGAAUGUGGUAGAAUGGCUGGUGAUACGAUAAAACCGGAGGACUUAACGAGAAGACAAGAUUUAUCGUAGGGAUGGUACGAUAGGGAGGAAUUGCUGUUUUUUAAGAAAUUUUUAUAAUCGUAAUGUGCGUUACGGGAGGUUGCUAGAUCGAGGGGGGGUGUCUCUUGUUAUCGAGUAGAGAGCAGCGCGGAUGACAUCUCGAGCUGUACACACAUUAAAGAGCCAGGUCAAGCAUCGAGCUUCGGCCAUAUUGGUUUUAAAGUGAAUCGUUGUCAGCGAUAUCGGUGAUUGUGAAUUGUGUGUGUUUUUAUAAAUUAUUUUUAAGUUUCUUUGAUUGAUUGAAUGGUUGAAACACAUUAACUGCCAUGGAAGAGACUAAAAUAAUUUAUCACAUCGACGAUGAAGAGACUCCGUAUUUGGUAAAGUUAUCGAUAUCACCGGAACGCGUCACCCUCGCCGACUUUAAAAAUGUUCUCAAUCGCCCAAAUUACAAGUAUUUCUUCAAAUCAAUGGACGACGAUUUUGGCGUUGUCAAAGAAGAAAUCAUUGACGACGAUGCCCACUUGCCAUGUUUCAACGGUCGGGUGGUUUCCUGGCUCGUAUCUGCUGAAGGAAGCAACGUGUCCGAUGGGGCAUCGCAAUGUACCGAUUCCGUAGCACACAGUGAAGCAAAGCAUGAGAGGGUGGAUGUUGCACCUGGUUUGACAAAUCGAGCAGCACCAGCUUUAUCACACGACGACACGUUAACUGAAACUGAAAGUAUUAUAAGCAGUCGACAGGGUCAUCAUUUACACAAAACUUCUAGGCAUCACUCCGAUAAGUACGAAAAGUACAAUAAGUAUAAUGGAUUGCGGAUCAACGGCCAUUCGAAACAUCGUUCCGGCCACGGAUACGAGACUGCAUCGAUUUUAAGCUCUGAUCUCGAAACAACGACUUUUUUGGAAUCUGAUGACGACGCUAGCAGCCGUGUAACGUCAACCACGGGACGCCAUACAAACAUGAGUAGCACAAUCGAAAGAGCUACUUUGGAUCGUCGCAGACCUCAGAGACGUCGUCGACACAGGCUACCACCGAUGUCCAGAACGUCUUCAUUCAGCAGUAUUACCGACAGCACAAUGUCCCUCAACAUAAUAACGGUCUCCCUCAACAUGGACACUGUGAAUUUCCUUGGAAUUAGCAUCGUAGGUCAGAGUAACACGGGAGGUGAUGGAGGCAUUUAUGUCGGCUCCAUAAUGAAAGGAGGAGCAGUUGCUCUGGAUGGGAGAAUAGAACCAGGGGACAUGAUUCUUCAGGUGAAUGAUAUCAAUUUCGAAAAUAUGUCAAAUGACGAAGCAGUCAGAGUACUACGAGAAGUAGUACAAAAACCGGGACCCAUCAAAUUGGUUGUCGCUAAAUGUUGGGAUCCAAACCCGAAAGGAUAUUUCACAAUACCUCGGACAGAACCAGUUCGUCCUAUCGAUCCUGGCGCGUGGGUGGCGCACACAGCUGCAAUCAGAGGCGAAGGCUUUCCUCCCAGACCCCCAAGCGCUACGACAUUGACUUCGACGUCGAGCAGUCUCGCCAGUACGCUUCCGGACACCGAGCAAGAACUUCACCUGACGAUCAACACCGACAUGCCAACGAUAGUCCGUGCCAUGGCACGUCCGGACUCCGGUUUGGAAAUCCGCGAUCGCAUGUGGCUGAAAAUAACAAUACCGAAUGCAUUUAUCGGAGCGGAUGUCGUCGAUUGGUUGAAUGCACACGUAGAAGGAUUUAUCGAUCGGCGCGAUGCCCGAAAGUACGCGUCACUAAUGCUCAAAGCCGGUUUCAUCAGACACACCGUCAACAAAAUCACAUUUUCCGAACAAUGCUAUUACAUCUUCGGCGAUUUGUGCUCCGCUCUGAGCAACAUGAAAUUGGACUGCGAUACCGUCGGUCCUCUGCCACCUCCGAGUGCCUGGGAUAUGCCCUAUUCCGGCACUUACGCACCUCAUUCAGCUGCCGGAUAUAGCCCUAUGCCCUUCAAUUUCACCAAUGAACCAACCGUUUACGGAUACAAUCGUGAAGAAAGCGUCAACAGUGGCUCAGGUGGAAGUAGCGCAGGCAGUGAACACAUUUGCAAAGAACCAAUACACGAUUUGAAGUCUUGCUCAUCCGCCUCAGAGUCGGAGUUACACGUACCAUCAAUACCAUCGAUGCCGAACAAGAAUUCGAACAAUGGAAACGGCUCGAACGGGAAGAGGUCGAAUGGGAGUCGUAGCCGUUCGAGUGGUUCGGAACAGUCAGUGCCAACAGGGUCAGGGUCAGGAAAUCAGCCAACCCAACAAGAUAUAUCUGGUAGUAGACAGUCAUUUCGCAUUGCGAUGGGAAAUCCUUGUGAAUUUUUCAUCGAUGUUAUGUAGAAUUUGUUGUUCUUGUAAAUAGUUGAGUUUUGCAUAUUGGGGGGAAAUCUAUAAGGUCUCAAGAGUAGAAUAGUACAUUUUGCACUGUUGUAUUAGUAUACACAAUAGGUCACACACUGCACGAAAAAUAAAAACCAUAAAAAUAUUCAAAUAUCAAUAUUAUGUGAAUUUAAAAAAAGAUUCAUUGUCAUUUAUGAUUCUUCAAUCAAACGGUCGUAAUGAAUCACAAAGGUAAUUAACGUAGGAAUUUAGCGUCGAUUUUAUCUCUAUUAAGAUAAGGAUCGACAGACGACUAGAACUUUGUUGUUUUUUUUCUGUUACUCAGCUUAAGAGAUUGAUAUCCAAUCGCCGAUGAAAUUGGAGUACGAUCAACCGUUUUAAACUGAAUCCUGCGAAAAGCAAUGCUUAUUCAAUCGUAUAUAAAUGCAUAUUAAAUGAAACUUUUUUCUGCUUUCAAUUGUAACGGUCAACAGAGUCCUGUGUACAGUUUUUUUUGUUCUCAUCGUUAUAAAAUACUUGUCACAUUCUACUCAAAAAAUAUUUGCAUUUUGUUGCGUAGUCCUUGUCGAUGAACUAUUUGCAACUUUACAUUCCUUCUAUGUACUUCUGUCACGUUGAUUUGUAGCACUUUGCAUGUAAGAUUGUGGUAUUAAAGUUACUUGGUUGGAACAAUGCGACGAAGAUGUCUGUUGAAUUUGAGGAUGCACGAAAUUUUUUGAUAAUUCCUUUUUAUAGAUUUACUUUACAAAUUCAUUCUAACGUUUUGAAAUAAAAACUCGAAUUGUUUAUUUGCAUUCAGAUGACAAUUUGACAUAGUCAAAGAUAAAAAAAAUAUUUUCUUGCAUUCCAACAAAGCAAACUUCACAGUCGUUGGAUAAUUAUGAUGUGGCCUUGAAACAAUAAUUCAUUUCAAUAAUGAGCCGUUGUAUAACGACACUGCUAUUACGCCAGUACAUUUAUUUCAAAUAAUUCAUCAAGGAUUCAAUUCGUAUGACGAUUGAGCUUGAGAAUAGUUGAACCUUGAAAACGUCGUUUUUUGAAACAUCAAACCUAAGAAUAAAGGCUCGUUCUUCAGGCCAAAAGCGCAUUGCAGCAUGUUUACAUAUUGAAAUAUUCAAAUGAAAAUAAUCAUGAAAGAAUAUUCGUCUUUAAUUUAAUAUCUGCAUGAAUCUCAUUGCUAAAUGAGGCAUAUUUAUAUAUUUCCAUUGGUUAAUAAUCAAUCAUUUUAAUGCCAUACUAUUGAUUGCGUUUUAGGCUUACCUGCGACAAUGGGACAACUAUUUCUUUAAACCAUCACGAAGAAACUGUAUUAGAUAUUUGAAAAAGAAAAUAAGCGAAAGAAAAAACAGGCAUUUGGUUUUGAUCCAAAUGAAAGUCUUCUACUACGGUAUCUUUGAUCCAAAAAAAAAAAAGAAAAACAAAACAAAUAAGCGAUUAAAGUAUUCGCGUACACGAUGGUCCACAGUUUUAUCUACGACGUAUACUCAGACCCACGCAAGCGAACAGAACAAAAAUAUGUUUCUAUCAUGUAUGAUUGUCCAUACAGAAACUUACCAAAAAGAUGUUCAACAUUCUGCUGCUGUAAACAUGGCACCCUGAUGAAACGAAUUGUAAAUAUUGAAAUAUAUAAAAAGAAGAAGAAAAUGGAAAAAAAUCACACAAAACGUGCCAUCCCAAUUGAAUUAAGCGAGCGUGGACAUUAAGGGACUGUUACCUGCGUAUUUUAUUAUUAUUAUUAUUGUUUUUUUUUUUUAUUCCGGUAUCUCGUAUACAAUUAGCCUCGUAUUAUUUUUAUAUCUAUCGAGCUUUUUUAUUCUCAUUCGAGUAUACCUCGUUGAAACGCGAUAAAAAUCAGGCAACGAUGAUCGUCUGACAAAGAAAUCUCGCACAAAUAUGUUGUUUAAAUUCAUGAAAACUCAGCAAUAUUACUGUUUUACUGCGCUGCCAUCUUCGUAACGAUUUCAGUGGAACAAAAGAAAUGAAAAAGAAAAACAAUACGAACUAGACGAAACAGACUUCGAGAUACUGACUUUUUUAUAUAUAUGUAUAUAUAUAUAUGCGUAUACACUUAUUUAACUAUAGGAUGCACUAGAUCACUUCUAUUAUACGUAAGGUAUAUUAAAAGUAAUUGCGAAUUUGCGUACAAACCAUGUUAACCCUUCAUGUACAAGAUUCACAUAGAACAAAUGAGAAGAAAAAUAACGAAAAAUCCUCCAUUAAAUCGUGUCAACAACGUUUAUAGUUGACAGGAACAUGUACCAUCGCCACAAUACACUGUUGCCAGAUGUUAUUGUGAAUGAAGAAAAACAAUAACAAUCGAACAAACAAUUGUCAUAAAAAUGUAAUUUCUACUCUGUCGUUUCCACGAAAUAAAAUAUUUGAUAUACUUAUGAA